This is a messenger RNA of Pistacia vera, 6305 nucleotides long. RefSeq lists its product as uncharacterized. The record is from RefSeq and is a predicted model, not a curated record. Bases 180 to 6113 code for a protein of 1977 amino acids. Gene Ontology annotation, molecular function: helicase activity; ATP binding. Lineage: Eukaryota; Viridiplantae; Streptophyta; Magnoliopsida; Sapindales; Anacardiaceae. The transcript has 13 exons.
UGCUUUCGAUGCUUUUAUGUUUACAGAGAUUCCUUUGUUUCCUUCAUUGCAAGGAUUCAGUUGCUUACUAAACAAGCAAUGGCUUCAUUUUUUUCUAUUUCUAACAAACAGAGAUAUUAUUUUUAACACUCUGAUCAAAUUGUUAUUUCAUAGUACAGAGAGUUAGAGCUCCGUGAUCGAUGGAAAGUAGAAGUUGUAGCAAGAGAACACCAGGUUUCAGUGACUAUGGCUUCACUGAUAUUCUUCUUUCUUGGUCUCUUGAUGACAUUCUUAAUCAAAAUCUUUUCAAGGACAAUGUGAAAAAAAUUCCAAGUUCGUUUCAUUCUAGGAACCAGUAUUUUCGGUCAUAUGAUUUCCCUCUACUGGAAGAAACGCGAGCUCAACUGCAUUCAGGCAUGGAGAUUAUCUCAAGAUCACCUUUUGCUAAACUGGUUUCUAUAAAGAAAUCCAAGCCUCAUGGAAAAAAGUUGUAUGAACUUGAGAUUGAUCACUGGCAGAACAGCAGGAACCGCGGAAAGGAGCCUUACAAAACAUUGCCGGGGGAUAUUUUAGUUCUAGCAGAUGCCAAGCCUCAAACUGCUUCUGAUUUGCAAGUGGUCGGAAGGAUGUGGACUUUUGUAUCCGUCACAAAAAUAUCAGCGAAUGAGAAUGACAGUGGUACUACCAUUUCUUUUAAAAUCAAAGCCUCGAAGGACAUUGAAGUAGAUGAUCAGAAGAGUAAAUCAUUGUUUAUAAUUUUCUUGACGAAUAUAACUCCAAACAAAAGAAUAUGGAGCUCAUUGCAUAUGUCUCAGAAUUCAAAGAUUAUCAACAAAGUUUUAUGUAGUGGAACAAUGGUUGAGGAAAAUUGUGAACUAUGUUCUCAACACAAUGGAGGCGUCUAUGCUGAGAAAUUUGGUUCUAAUUUAUCAUCUACCUUGAAUGAUUCUCAAUCAAAGGCUGUGUUUGCUUGUCUUCGUAGGAUCAAUUGUGACCACAAGGCCAGCAUUGAGCUUAUAUGGGGACCCCCAGGCACGGGAAAAACUAGAACUGUUAGUAUGCUGCUCUUUACUCUCUUAAGACUGAAAUGCAGAACCCUUGUUUGUGCUCCAACAAAUGUUGCAAUUACAGAAGUGGCAUCGCGUGUGGUGAAGUUGGUGAAAGAAUCAUCUGAAGGAGAUGCUGGAAGAGCAACUCUGUUUCGUCCUUUGGGAGAUAUGCUCUUAUGUGGGAAUAAUGAGAGACUUAAGGUUGGUGCAGAACUUGAAGAGAUAUACUUGGACUACCGUAUUGAAAGGCUUGUCGAUUGCUUGGGACUGGUAACAGGUUGGAGACGUUGUUUCACUUCCAUGAGAGAAUUUUUAGAAGAUUGUGUUUCUCAGUAUCAAACUUUUCUGGAAAAUGAAUUGAUGGAGAGAAUUAACAGUAAUGAAAAUGAAAUCAAAGGGAAAAAAGGCAAGAAUAAAACUGAAGGCAGCAAGAGGGAGUGCAAGUCAUUUCUUCGAUUUGUGAGAGACAGAUUUAGUGAUAUUGCAUCUUCACUUAAAAAUUGCAUUAGAACCUUUUGCACACAUAUACCCAUUUCGGAAAAAAUUUUCCAAAACAUUUUAGGCCUUACUAGUUUACUUGAUUCUUUUGAAACUCUGCUUUUUCAAGGCAAUUUGGUUUCUGAAGAACUGAAGGAGCUUUUUUCACAUUCACUGGUAGUCGAAGUUGAAGAUUUGUCUGAGUCAAUUGUGGAUACAAAGUCCUUGUUGCGCACCAGAAGUAAAUGUCAUUUUGCUUUGAAAACUCUUUGGGUUUCCCUUAAUGAACUUGGCCUACCAAAAGCUGUAAACAAAAAAUCCUUAAAGGAUUUCUGUUUCAAAAAGGCUUCUUUGAUUUUUUGCACUGCUUCUAGUUCACAUUUGCUGCACAACAUGGUAAAGGAACCGCUGAGCUUUCUGGUUAUUGAUGAAGCGGCGCAGUUGAAAGAAAGUGAGUCAAUCAUGCCUAUGCAACUCCCUGGUAUAAAGCAUGCUGUUCUAAUCGGCGACGAACAACAAUUACCAGCAACAGUCGAAAGCAAUGUUUCUGACGAAGCUGGUUUUGGUAGAAGUUUAUUUGAAAGGUUGAGCUCAUUAGGACACCCAAAACACCUGCUCAAUACACAAUACAGAAUGCAUCCAUCAAUUAGCUCCUUUGCAAAUUCCUAUUUCUAUCAAAAUCAAAUCUUAGAUGGUCCAAAUGUUGAAAGAAAAGUCUACAAGAAACAGUAUUUACCAGGGAAAAUGUUUGGUUCCUAUUCAUUCAUUAAUGUAGUUGGUGGAAGAGAAGAGUUCGAUGAUAUUGGCCAUAGCCGUAGAAAUAUGGUUGAGGUAUCUGUAGUGCUGAAAAUACUGCAGAAAUUGUACAAAGCUUGCGCUCGCUCAAAACUGAAGCUCAGCAUUGGUAUUGUGUCACCCUAUAAUGCUCAAGUAUUUGCUAUUCAAGAAAAACUUGGACGUAAAUAUGAGAACAGAGAUGGAUUUUGUGUAAAAGUGAAGUCAAUUGAUGGGUUCCAGGGUGGGGAGGAGGACAUUAUAAUCAUAUCCACUGUAAGAUCAAACAGUGGCGGAUCGAUUGGGUUCAUGUCCAAGCCACAGAGGAUUAAUGUUGCGGUUACAAGGGCGAGGCAUUGUCUUUGGAUUUUGGGGAAUGAAAGAACCUUAACUAGAAGUGAAUCUGUUUGGGAAACCUUAGUCCUUGAUGCUAAGGAUCGUAAGUGUUUCUUUCAUGCUGAUGAAGAUAAAGAUUUGGCUAAAGCAAUAUUAGAGUUCAAGAGCGAAUCUGAUGAAUUGGAUGAAUUGCUUAACGUGGAAAGUAUACUUAUCAGAAAUCAGAGGUGGAAGGUUAUUUUUAGUGAUAAGUUCUUGAAAUCCUUUAAAAAACUGACGUCAUACAAGGCGAGAAAGUCUGUUAUCGACCUCCUUUUGAAGCUUUCUAGUGGCUGGAGACCUAAGAUAAAGAACAUAGACUCAAUUUGUGGAAGUUCUUUGCAUAUCUUUAAGAAAUUUAAGAUCAAUGGUCUCUUUAUUGUAUGCACAAUUGACAUAGUGAAGGAAUCGAGCUACAUCCAAGUUCUGAAGGUGUGGGAUAUAUUGCCUUCAGAGUAUGUCCAGAUAUUGGUAAAAUGUCUUGAUAAUAUGUUUGUCAAGUACACCGACAAAUAUAUUAAUCAUUGCAAAGAAAAAUGCCUUGAGGGGAAUUUGGAAGUGCCGAAGACUUGGGCAGCCUCUUCAGAUAUCAUACGGGAAAACACUCUUGCUAACAAUGAAAGUGGAAGUGACUCAAAUGGUGUUAUUUUUGAUGGUGAAAGUUGUUUUAAGAAGUUCUACACCUUAUCACUAGGAAUGGUGAACCACCUGCUUUCCGACUGUGAUGGUAGAGAAUUGGAUCUCCCGCUUGAAGUAACUGAUGAGCAAAUGGAGAUAAUCCUUUUUCCACGAAGCACCUUCGUUCUUGGUCGGUCUGGUACUGGGAAAACUAGAAUCUUGACCUUGAAAUUAUUGCAGAAAGAAAAGCUGUACCAUAUGCCAAUGGAAGGAUACAAAGGAGUUGGAAGUAGAGCACAAGAGCAUAUUGGCCAAAAAUCUGAGGUUGAAGAAGGUAUUGGAGAGAAUAAGAGGGCUAUCUUACGCCAACUUUUUGUUACAGGAAAUUCUAAAGAGUGUUUUGCUGUAAAGCAACAUAUUUCUCAUUUGAAAAGCUCCAACUUCUGUGAGAAGUUUUCAGCAGAAAACAGUUUAAUUGAUAUCAAUAACAUUGAUGAUGCAGCACAAUUCAAGAAUAUACCAGAUUCUUUUGUUGAUGUUUCACCUAUGUCAUACCCUCUCGUAUUAACAUUUCGUGAAUUCUUGAUGAUGCUAGACGCGACAUUGGGCAAUUCAUACGUCGAAAGGUUUGACGAUGUAACAAAAUUUUCUGAUGGCCAAAGUGAAGGUUUUAGAUCAGUUGCCUUACAAAACUUUCUGAGGACAAAGGAACUUAAUUGUGACAUGUUUAGCUCAUUUUACUGGCCACAUUUUGAUUCGAAGCUAACGAAGAAGCUAGAUUCUUCUAGAGUCUUCAAUGAGAUUAUAUGUCAUAUAAAAGGUGGCCUGCAAACCAUGGAGGUUGAUGAUGGUAAACUUAGUCGACAGAAUUAUGUUCAAUCGUCAGAAAGCAGGGUUUCCUCUUUAAGCAAGCGUGAUAAAGAGAAAAUUUAUGAUAUAUUUCAGAACUAUGAAAGAAUGAAGAAGGAGAAUUGUGAAUUUGAUUUGUCCGACCUUGUUAUUGAUCUUCAUCGUCGACUUAAAGCUGGAAAGUAUAAUGGUGACAUAGUGGAUUUUGUUUACAUCGAUGAGGUGCAGGAUCUUGCCAUGAGUCAUAUCAUGCUAUUUAAAUAUAUCUGCAGAAAUGUUAAAGAGGGUUUUGUAUUUUCGGGUGAUACAGCACAAACAGUUGCUAAGGGAAUAAACUUCAGAUUUCAAGACAUACGAUCUCUUUUCGACAAGAAGUUUGUAUACGAAUCAAGAAGCGAUGGACAUGAUCCAAGGAAAGAAAAAGAACAACACUCGGAAAUUUUCAAUUUGAGCCAGAACUUCUGUACACAUGCAGGCUUACUGAAGUUAGCUCAAAGCAUCAUUGACAUUUUAUACCAUUUCUUCCCUCACUCUAUUGAUGUUUCAAAACCUGAGGAUAGUCUUACACUUGGGGAACCUCCAGUUCUGCUUGCAUCUGGGAACAAUGAAAAUGCAAUCGUGACAAUAUUUGGUGACAAUGUAAAUGUUGGCUGGAAUCAAACUGGUUUUGGAGCAGAGCAGGUAAUACUUGUCCGUAAUGAUUAUGAUCGGAAGAAAAUUUCUAGCAAUACCGGAAAGCAAGCUCUUGUUCUAACAAUAGUAGAGAGCAAGGGACUUGAAUUUCAGGAUGUACUGCUGUACAACUUUUUUGGCUCAUCACCAGUGAAAUGUCAAUGGAAGGUGAUAUAUGAAUAUAUGAAAGAACAAGAUCUGCUUGAUUCCAUGUCAGGAGGGUCCAUUCCAAGCGUCUGUGAGGCAAAACACAAUGUCAUGUGUGCUGAACUGAAACAACUAUAUGCAGCAAUCACUUGCACAAGGCAAAGGUUAUGGAUUUGCGAGGAUAUAGAUGAGCUCUCUAUACCUAUCUUUGAUUAUUGGGAAAAAAAGUCACUUGUUCAAGUCAAACAAUUGGAUUAUUCAUUUGCACAUUCAAUGCAAGUUGCAAGCAGCUCAGAAGAGUGGAAGUCGCAAGGCAUUACGCUGUUUUAUAGGCAUAACUAUGAGAUGGCGACUCUGUGCUUUGAAAGAGCUAACGAUACUUAUUGGCAAGGUAGGUCUAAAGCUACUGGUCUUAAAGCUGCCGCGGACCAUACGCCCAAUUUGAUCCCUGAACAGGCUAAUAUGAUCCUCAGAGAAGCUGCUGUAAUAUUUGAAGGCAUAGGUGACCUAGAUUCUGCUGCUAGAUGUUUUUCUGAUUUGAAGGAGUAUGAAAGAGCAGGAAAUAUUUAUUUUAAAAAAAUUGGGGAAAGUGGUCUGGAAAAAGCUGGAGAAUGUUUUUGUUUGGCUGGACAGUAUGAGCUUGCAGCACAUGUUUAUGCCAAGGGAAAUUUUUACUCAAAAUGUCUAACUGCUUGCUCAAAAGGAAAACUUUUUGACAUUGGUCUUCAAUACAUCCAUUCCUGGAAACAGAAAGCCGAAAAAGAUAUUAAUCCAAUUAGGAGAAGCAAAGUAUUAAACAAAAUUGAACAAGACUUUCUAGAGAGUUGCGCUAUUCAGUAUCAUGAGCUCAAAGAUAAGAAAUCGAUGAUGAAAUUUGUCAACGCUUUUCAUUCUGUGGAGAUGAGACACAAAUUUUUGAAGUCUUUUAGACUCUUCGAUGAGCUUCAGUUGUUGGAUGGAUUGCAUAAUUUGGAAAGUAUACCUUUCAGAAGUCAAAGGUCGAAGCCAUUUUCUGAGCAUAAUAACACAACUAGGGGCUUCAACGAAGCUGGAGAAGACCAGCAACAAAAGUCUAACGCUACUGAGCUUGAAGCAGCUUUAGACAAUGUGCAGAGUUCAAAUCCUGAAGCCAUAGACAAGGGUGGUUUCGCUUCCAGAUGUAAUGUGAUGUAGAGUUAAGAUUUGAGAUUUUGUAUUUAUGUGUUUCUUUGAAACUGUCUAAUAUGUUUCAAUUGAAAAUGAUUUAUCUUGUGCUAUUCAUAAUUUGAUGUAUAAUGAAGGAUGGAUAAAGCUCUCAGUAAGGUUAUACCUUUGUAAUAUAUAUGGUUGGUCAUGCACUUAAUAUUUAUAGGCUUCAGUUUGGUA